GCCCCGGACAGUGAAGUCACUGAACAGCCAGCUAAAUAUACAAAGGCACAACACAGCUGCCAUGGAUAUUGAUAACAAGAAAUCAUUUAUUAAGAACUUCAGCCUUAAUGAGUGUAAACCUCGUGGCAACCAGGGCUAUAAGAGAGUGCUCCUGCAGCUGUUCGGUUAUUUAGGUCACGGCAAAUCGUCUUUUAUUAACACCUGUAAGUACGUCCUGGGGGAAGGAAAAUAUAAAAUGUAUUCUGAUGUUGGUAGUUCAGAUGGAGGUAAGACCACAAAGAGAAUAUCGUACCCACUCACAAGCAACAUCACUCUGGUCGAUAACCGCGGAUGCGCAAUGAUGAGCGAUCAAGAGACGGGGGAAAUCUAUGCUCAGCUUGGUAAUCUGCUGCCUCUGGACCAGGAAGUGCAGUGGCAAAGGGGGUAUAUGGGUAUAAUGACGCGACUGGUGGAAGCCGACAAGAAUGCCAAUUACUCAGAUUUUAUAGUUCCCAUUUUUGUAUACAGUGUUAAGAAAGGGAUUUCAGAUGAAGAAAUGCCAGAAAUAAAGAGAUUGCUUGAUAAUGCCAGGGAUCUAACAGGACUUGUUCCUAUUGUGGUUCUCACUUUUAAAAAUCAUGGAAAUGUGAAGGAGGUUGAAGACAAGUUUAACAACAUAGGAAUUGAUAACAUAUUCAAACUUGAAAACUUUACUCCAUCUGACAAUGGAAAAACUCCAGACAGAAUCAGUGAAGUCCUAACGUUCCUCUCUGAGGUUCUGAAGGAUGUGACAUAUCACAUGCGAAGUGAGAGGAAUUGCAAAUUGGAGAGAGCUAAACGUAAGAAAUUUGUGUUGGGUUUUGCUCAUGAUACAGAAGUGAAUGAAGAAAAGCGACAGAAGGAGAUGGAAUUGGAAAGAGAGCGGGAAGGAGCCAGACAGCUUAAGAGACGACGGGAAGAAGAAGAGAGAAGAAGACAAGAAGAUGAGAAAAGAAGACGAAAGGAAGAGGAAAGAAAUACAUGUUUAUUUCAGUAAAGAUUUUGUGAUGAUGAAAUGAAGUUAUUGAUGAACAAGUCUGUCCUCUCUCAUUCCCUAAACCCCUUUGUUACUGCCACCAUACCCUGUACUUCUGCCAUUGUCAGGUGCUUAGAAGGUUGAGGAGCACAUGUCUGACUGACAGCAGCGUGACUGUGCUAUUUCUGCAUUGCCCUCAUUUAUUAGAGUUAUUCUAUCAUAUCACUUGUCUCUCUUCUCUUUUGUUAUAAGAACUGUAUAUUGUUAUUGUCUUUCAUUAAAUGUAAAUACAAAUAAAAACCAAUAAAUGUAAUUAACAGAAUCAAUAUCUCA
Messenger RNA from Bombina bombina (fire-bellied toad), 1327 nucleotides. RefSeq lists its product as uncharacterized. Bases 62 to 1015 code for a protein of 317 amino acids. Lineage: Eukaryota; Metazoa; Chordata; Amphibia; Anura; Bombinatoridae. The record is from RefSeq and is a predicted model, not a curated record. The transcript is spliced from 4 exons.